AUGGCCACGGAUUUUUGGGCCAGCUCGCACUACAAUCGCUGGGUACUUGACCGAGCUACACUCAAACAGGCGCGCGCAGAAGACCUGCAAUACGUCGAUGGACCAGGAUACUUGGAUUUUCUGAACAUCUUCUUCGCCAAUUUGAUCUCGAAGCUAGGCAAGAAAUUACAGCUCAGACAGCGCGUGAUUGCCACCGCUACGGUCUUCUUCCGACGCUUUUACGUUAAGAAUGCCUACUGUGAGACGGACCCGUUUAUCGUGGCUGCCGCCUGUUGUUAUGUUGCCGCAAAGGCAGAAGAAUCACCUGUUCACAUUAAGAACGUCGUUUCGGAGGCGCGCAUGCUCUUCAGCAACAAAGAGCACGGUGUGAAGACGUUCCCUUCGGAUAAUUCGAAGCUUGCAGAGAUGGAAUUUUACCUGGUUGACGACCUGGAAUGCGACUUGACCGUCUUCCAUCCAUACCGAACGCUCAUGACGCUGGUGGGCAAGGAAGGCAACCCACAUGCCAGUGAAGCUGAAGCUGGGGAAGUAGGCAUAGGCGUAGAUGACGGGCCAAGGUACUGGGGCACUGGCGAGGGAAAACUCGAGUUGCAAGAAGGCGCCGUUCAGAUGGCUUGGUUCAUCAUCAACGAUACCUACCGCUCAGAUUUGUGCCUGCUCUACCCGCCACACCUCAUUGCGAUCGCCGCCUUGUACAUGACUCUCGCGCUUCAUUCACACACGCGGAGCCACAUUCAACUGCAAGCCCAAUCCGUGUCCCCCCAGCAAAACUCCCAAUCUAACCAUUCGCAGAGCCAAAGCGGCCCGUCUCAGCCUACGCGUCGCUCGUCCCGGUCCUCUGUCACCGCCCAAAAGAAACAGCCACAGGAUAUUAUCGGAUUCAUGGCUGGCUUGAACGUCAAUAUGGCACUCAUUGCGACGAUCGCCCAAGAGAUCAUCUCUCUGUACGCUCUGUGGGACCGCUACAAGGAGGAUGCUGGUGGCACUGAUUCGGCACGUGGGUCUUUUGCCCAUAGCAACGUCGGUACGCUUGCGGGGUCAAAACGCGCGGCGAGUGGCGUAGUGCGCAGCGGCAGCGUCAUGAGUGCGGGUACUACCAGCAGCGGUGCGACGCCUUCUGCUGGAGAUAUCAACGACCCUUCCUUGAUUAUGGAGAUGCCACAGCAAGUUGUAACGCCAGCGUUUCUGGUGCAACUGCUAUCACGAAUGAGGGAAGCACGUCUGACUGAUCUCGCUCAAUCUGCCAGCGGUAGACCUGUAGCAGUGAACAAGAUGCUGGAGCGGACUCAGGCAGCUGGGUGA
This is a messenger RNA of Fibroporia radiculosa, 1302 nucleotides long. RefSeq lists its product as uncharacterized. The transcript has 5 exons. Gene Ontology annotation, cellular component: nucleus; mediator complex. Gene Ontology annotation, molecular function: cyclin-dependent protein serine/threonine kinase regulator activity. Bases 1 to 1302 code for a protein of 433 amino acids. The record is from RefSeq and is a predicted model, not a curated record. Gene Ontology annotation, biological process: positive regulation of transcription by RNA polymerase II. NCBI's taxonomy places the organism in Eukaryota, Fungi, Basidiomycota, Agaricomycetes, Polyporales, Fibroporiaceae.